Molecule: messenger RNA, 540 nt
Organism: Stegodyphus dumicola
Lineage: Eukaryota; Metazoa; Arthropoda; Arachnida; Araneae; Eresidae
Biological process (GO): regulation of DNA-templated transcription
Molecular function (GO): DNA binding
Source: RefSeq, a predicted model, not a curated record
ACGUUUUGAAAAGUUACUGUUUUUAGAUUUUUAAUCUUUAAAAAAUAGUUGAAUUUGCAAUAUGUGCUUAAUUUGUCUUUACUUUUUUUUCAGAUGGAAAACCUAUUUGAGAAUGAACCUAUGCCUUUGAACGAUAAAGUGUUGAGCCAUGAUGUUCCAAGAGAAUCAGCUAGCUCUUGUACCAAAAGAAAAGCAGAAGAAACAUCCCAUUUCGAGAAAAAACGCAAAGGACUCUUUACCGAAGAGGCUAUUCCAGAGGAGCUCACUCACAUGGGAAACAAUGUCUUUGUGGAACCCAGCAUUUACAAGGGAAAAGUGACUGUUCACAUCCGAGAGUAUGCCAAAUAUGGUAAAGCUUACUAUCCGACAAGACGUGGAGUGAACUUUGAGCCAUGGUGUUUGAAUGUUCUCGCAACCAACAUGAUAGUGGAGGAACCAGACCUGCUGACACUGAAUCUGGAGUUGCCCAAGAACUUUGUAGUCACGUAUAAGGAUUCCCUCUCACUUCACUCUGAAACAACUUUCUGCUCAAGGAAAUGA